This is a messenger RNA of Trichogramma pretiosum, 3304 nucleotides long. RefSeq names its product protein tipE (gene tipE). The transcript is spliced from 5 exons. Bases 1084 to 2241 code for a protein of 385 amino acids. Gene Ontology annotation, biological process: regulation of sodium ion transport. Lineage: Eukaryota; Metazoa; Arthropoda; Insecta; Hymenoptera; Trichogrammatidae. Gene Ontology annotation, molecular function: sodium channel regulator activity. The record is from RefSeq and is a predicted model, not a curated record.
GCUCCGCGUGAUUGCGGCAAGUACGCUGAAAAAAAAGGUCAAAACGAAAGCGUAAAAAAAUUAUAUCGAGACUCGCACGCGGUAUUGAUUGUCGGAUAAAUCGCUGCUGAAAAUAUGGAAGUAUAUACUGGUUGGAGCUCGUGCUCGUUCGAAUAUUAUAUUGCGUGCGUGCGCGCGCUUGCGACGGAGUCGAGCUUUUAAAACAGCGCUGCAAAUAAAUGAAGUCACUCGAAAGUGCGCCCAAAUCGAGAGAAAUUCCGUACGCUAGCGAGCUUUGUUUCGAGCUCUCCGCUUCUGUAUAGUAGAGUACACGGGGGUACACGAGCACGAAGAAGCGAUAUCUUUUCAAUUUCUCUCGUAGAUUAAAAGAAAUAGCAAAAUCGAUAUGUUCUAUGGACUGUGCACAGACUGCGAGUAGCAGCAGCAGCAGCAGCAGCGGUAGAAACGGUGCUAUAUAGUGCGCGACUGGCAGCACGAUGACCGAGUUAUCGCGAGACUGAUUUCCGACGCGCUAUAUAAUAUACAAAACCGUUCUUUGUGCUCGAGAGUCUAUUUUUCAUCGCCCAUAUCGAUUUCUGUUCAUAUUUCAUCCGUAUAACGAUGCUCGCGGAGUUACGCGAUUAAAAAUCACGUUUUUGGAAAAAAAUGAACGGUUCGCGUUCGGAGGAGGGACAAGAGGCUCUCGAUACGGACGAACACGGUCGGAGGAGUUUUUGCAGGAAUACAAUGCGAAUCGACGGUGAGCGGAUAAGUCACGUAGUAUGCUUGCUACUAAACAGGAGGCACACCUAGAGGCGAGGAGGAGGGAGGCUCAGCCAGCGACUCGACGAGCAGCUACGAGAGAAAGAGAGAGAGAGAGAGCCCUUCAUCUGGAAGGAAGAAUCGAAGUGCUACCGUGAUCAAAAAUUGCGCGCGGUCGGCGAUUAGCGGGCCAUGAGCGGCCAUGUGCGCAGAUAGCCGGCCGUACGCAGCAAGCAGCGGACGACGAGGAAGAAGACGCUGGACGUCGUCGACGAUUGUCUCGAGAAGAAGACGGAGGAGGACGCCAGAGGCCGGCUCGACGAUUAAAGGCCCCGGACAUCAAUGGAGGCGGAGCUACCGAUACCAAUCGACAAGCAGACCUUCCUGCAGAAAUUGCUCUUCUACACGACCGCGUUCUUCAUCCUCCUCGGCACCUUCAGCCUCUUUGCCUUUCUCUUCCUGGUGCCGUUCGUCAUUGAUCCGGCCUUCACGACGAUAUUCAUGGACUUCGACACGAGGCCCGCCUUGUGCGUCACCAUCGAUGUCGAGUCCAGGAGAGGUACGAGCAACUGCUCCUGGACAUCGUGUAGGGAAGGUUGCACCAAGGAGUUGUUCGAGUGCACGCAAAUACGCGUGAAUUACAAGCUGCCCGUCAACUUGACGGCGGAGCAGCUGGAAGACGACGGCGAGGCACAGGUGCUCGGAGGUGUCGGGAAGGACGAGGCCGUUGGUAAAAGUAAAGUCGGCAAGCGAUCGUUGCACGAUUACGAUUACGUCGAGGAGUACGAGGACGACGAGCACGAGGACUACGAGGAAGAGGAGAUCACCGAUCCGAAAGCUCCCACGAGGUCCUUUCCGACAGGUCUCAUGGGAAACGACUCGGAGUGGUACUUUAUGGGAGCGAAGCUGUUUCCGAACGUUAAGGGCUGCGGCUAUCCACCGAUGCUUAACUGCACGAUAUUCGUCAGGCAAUACGCCAACAUCGGGCAGAACUUUAGCUGCUACUAUUCGAAAGUUGAUCCAGGAAUAGUCAUCAGUGACCUCGACAUGUGGCAGGUUUACAUGAACCUGGUUUACGCAAUGGCCAUUCCCAUACCGUCUUUCAUAAUCGCGGUGAUCUACUUGACGAUCGCCUACUUCAAAAUCUACAAUGAGGACGAGGCGGCGCUAGCCAAGGCCGCCGAAGCGGCCACCGCCGCCGAGGAGGGAGGACUCGGCCCCGAUGGCGAGAAGAUCGUCGGCGACGACGGGGCGACGCCAGUGCCGCCGGUGGGCGGCUGCUCGGACGAGGACGAGGACGUUGCGGAAGGCGCCAUGACGCCCACGAGCUGCAGCGACGCCCUGGCCAGCUUCGGUCACGAGCUCAAGGUCGCCAUGGUCGACGACAACAGCAGAGAGAGCCUCGAUGGUAUACCCGAUUGUUAUUCGGUGCAAGGAAACUUGAGCAAAACGAUGACGACGAGUAUCUCAACGCCACCUGGGCCGACGGCAACAGUCUAAAGCGCAGCUAUCAGGGCUUGAAGGACAUUUCGUACAGGCCCCGUUAAUCCGGACGCCUGAACUUGGGCUGUAAAUUCGACGGACAACCAACAAUGAACAGCAGUUUUAGCAGCUUCCAUCUACGCCUUAAUAUAAUACACGUAAUUUUCAUUAAACAAAAGAAAUAAUAAUAAUAAAUAAUAAAAUAAAAAAAAACGCCUGUACGCGCGCUGCUGCUACUGCUAUACUCGCAUUAUAAUACCGCUGCUGCAACGAAAUAUUUUUUCACUACUUCGAUGAAAAAGAAAGGUAAUAAAGCGGCAGAGACAUUUUUUGUGGGUGUUUAAGAGAGUGUGAAUAAUAAUUGUAUGCGUGAAAUUGUGUUGUAUUGUCGAGCUGAUCAAACAACAAUAAUAACAACGACUCAACUGGCAAAUACUAGUUUUUAGCUGAAUGAAAACCAAACGCGAUUAAUCGAUGUAAGAUACCGACAAAAAUGAUUGUAUUUAAAUAGGCUUUUAUGGGGUAUAAUUCUUAUAUUGAGCAGAGUCAAUUGGAAAAUCAUUUUGAAAAGAAUCGAAUCGCUUACAUUAAUUUUUAUACGUAGCACAAAAUAAUUGUUUUCAGUUACAUUCAGUUUCAUCAGUUACAUCAAAAUUCAGAAGUUUUAGGCUGUGUGCACGUAAAAGUGUUUAAAUCUUCAUAAUGUGCACUCGUAAUUUAGAGAUAAAUAAAAAAAUAUUCAUGGUUGAACUACGUACAUCGUUUCAGUAGUAUAGGUCGAUAAAAAAAAAAGAAAAAUACAAAUUUUUUUGGUUCGUUUGUUCGCACAGUUUUAUCUGACUCGACACAUGCAAGCCUACAGGGAUCGAGCAAAAAAGCUCUCUGCUGUUAUUGAUAAUUAUAAAAAAUAGAAAAUAAGUCGAUCACAAAAUUGCGCGGAGUUACCUGUUAUCACAAAGUUUGAGAGCGGAUGCAUGCAAUAAUUGCCAUCGCUCUCAAUUCAUGCUAUCAUCAUUCCAUUAAUGUACAUGCAUUUGAGCACGCACGUGUACGUAAUAUACGUUUGAAAUUGUAAAUAUAA